Molecule: messenger RNA, 1694 nt
Organism: Phialemonium atrogriseum
Lineage: Eukaryota; Fungi; Ascomycota; Sordariomycetes; Cephalothecales; Cephalothecaceae
Product: CoA-transferase family III
Exons: 1
Coding region: 336-1694 (452 amino acids)
Molecular function (GO): catalytic activity
Source: RefSeq, a predicted model, not a curated record
CUCAGCCACAGAGCUGGUCUGUUCGAAGGCAACAAUUAAUUAUUGAUUGUUUGUUCGCACAACUUCCAUACUCCACUCCACCCAGUGGAUGCAUAUAGCCGACCCCAAAAUGCCGACUCAAUUCCCCCGCAAAAACAGGGAACAUCAAGACCCCGAACCUGCCUCGGUACAUAAAUGCGGAGAAGCAGCCACCCCUAACCCCCCUCCAGCCCCAACCAACCUUAUUCGUACGCUGCACAUUAAUCCACUAUGGUCCAGCCGAUCUUUCACGUCUACCUGCAUCCUCAACGAAGCUUGGCCGUUCUCCAUGUCUGUCUCGUUGGCUUUGGGUGAAUAUGGCUUCCACCAUGUCUGUCAACUUCAUCACACCCCUUCGAGCCCUGACCUGCGGCUCAAGCCGAAUUGGACUGGCGGAUUUCGCUUCUCAAACCUGCAGCGGAAGACGGUUACGUGCCUCUGCAAAAGUUUGUGGUAGUGCUUCAUUCAUACAAGCACAAACCCGGACCCUCGCAACCACGAGGCCGGAAGGCAAAAGCACAAGUCUACCCCUGGAAGGAAUCACGGUUGUCAGCCUUGAGCAUGCCAUCGCGGCUCCAUUCUGUACACGGCAACUCGCCGACCAGGGAGCUCGUGUCAUCAAAGUCGAACGACCAGGGGUUGGCGACUUCGCACGUUCCUACGAUACGAGGACCCGUGGGCUGGCAUCACAUUUCGUCUGGGCCAACCGCUCCAAGGAGAGCCUGACCCUCGAUCUGAAAGCCCCCGCAGACCUGAGAGUCCUCAAUACUCUGCUGUCGAAAGCCGACGUCCUCGUUCAGAACCUCGCCCCUGGCGCGAGCGCACGCCUCGGGCUAUCAUACGAAGCGCUGCGGAAGCAGAACCCCAGCCUGAUCGUCUGCGACAUCUCAGGCUACGGCUCCGACGGGCCAUACCGCGACAAGAAGGCCUACGACCUCCUCGUGCAGAGCGAGGCAGGCUUGUUAAGCGUCACCGGCCACCCGGACAAGCCCGCCAAGGUGGGCAUAUCCAUCGCCGACAUCUCGGCGGGCAUGUACGCCUUCACCAACAUCCUGGGCGCCCUUCUGAAGCGCGCCAAGACGGGUCACGGCUCCCGCAUCGACAUCUCCAUGCUCGAGAGCAUGACCGAGUGGAUGUCGUUCCCCCUCUACUACGCGAUCGACGGUGCGCCCGGGCCGCAGCGCGCCGGCGCCGCCCACGCCGCCAUCUACCCGUACGGGCCAUUCGAGACGGGCGAUGGCGGCUCGGUACUGCUGGGCGUGCAGAACGAGCGGGAGUGGGCCGCCCUGUGCCGGGACGUCAUCGGCGACGCCGGACUUGCCGAGGAUAAGCGGUUCGCUACCAACUCCGCCCGGGUUCGGAACCGCGAUGCUUUGAAGGAUAUCAUCUGUGGGGCCUUCUCGAGCUUGUCGGCGCGGGAGGCACUUGAUCGAUUGGACGCGGUGGGUAUUGCCAAUGCCAAGAUGAAUGAUAUGCAGGAGGUCUGGGAUCACGAGCAGUUGCGGGCGAGGGGCCGGUGGGUCGAGAUUGACACGCCUGCUGGACCGAUCCCGGCAUUGCUGCCGCCCGGUGCCGCUUGCGCAGCAGAUGUCCGGAUGGGCCCCGUCCCAGCCCUAGGUGAGCAUAAUGAUGCCAUCUUGGCCGAGUUGGGCUUUGACCAAGACGACAAACCGUAA